UGAGAUCCAGCCGUCACUUUCCUCUUUAACUAAAUACAGCCGUCGAUCAAGAAGAACGAGAACCUCCGGGACUGAAGGAACACUUCUAGAAAUUCAAAAACCCCAAUCUCGGUUUAACUUUUUACACUCUUUGGUGUCACAGUCUCCACUCUCCGCUCUUCAGCUCUCAUUUGCUACUACCAGAAGAGAAUCAUUUGCUUUGAGGGUGUGCUUUUCCAUCUUCAUUCUCAACUUUUGUUGCCAUGGCGAUUGAAAAACUUCUUAAAGAUGAGGCUACGGAAGAAAAGGGUGAGCGUGCAAGAAUGGCCUCCUUCGUUGGAGCGAUGGCAAUUGCUGACUUGGUUAAGACGACCUUGGGACCUAAGGGGAUGGAUAAGAUUUUGCAAUCUACUGGCAGAGGGCACAGUGUUACAGUGACGAAUGAUGGGGCAACAAUCCUAAAGUCCCUACAUAUUGACAACCCUGCAGCAAAAGUCCUUGUUGAUAUCUCAAAAGUUCAAGACGAUGAAGUCGGAGAUGGUACGACUUCAGUUGUUGUUUUAGCUGGGGAGCUUUUGAGGGAGGCAGAGAAGCUAGUGAAUGCCAAAAUUCAUCCAAUGACUAUUAUUUCAGGGUAUCGUAUGGCUGCUGAAUGUGCUAAAAAUGCAUUGCUGGAGAAAGUUGUGGACAAUAAACUUGAUGCAGAGAAAUUCAAAGCAGACUUGAUGAAGAUUGCAAUGACCACUUUGAGUUCCAAAAUUCUAUCUCAGGACAAAGAGCAUUUUGCAAAACUAGCUGUUGAUGCGGUUAUGAGGCUAAAGGGAAGCACUAAUUUGGAAGCCAUUCAAAUCAUAAAGAAGCCUGGAGGAUCGUUGAAAGAUUCAUUUCUAGACGAGGGAUUUAUUCUAGACAAGAAAAUUGGUGUUGGCCAACCAAAACGGAUUGAGAAUGCAAAAAUUUUGGUGGCAAAUACUGCAAUGGACACAGAUAAAGUGAAAAUAUAUGGGGCACGUGUUCGUGUUGAUUCAAUGGCUAAGGUUGCUGAGAUUGAAGUAGCUGAAAAGGAAAAGAUGAGGGAAAAGGUCCAAAAGAUUAUCAAUCAUGGCAUAAACUGCUUUGUUAACCGACAGUUGAUUUACAAUUUCCCAGAGGAACUAUUUGCCGAUGCUGGAGUACUUGCAAUAGAGCAUGCCGAUUUUGAUGGGAUUGAGCGACUAGCUCUUGUUACUGGUGGUGAGAUAGCAUCAACUUUUGAUAAUCCAGAGUCAGUCAAGCUUGGGCACUGCAAGCUCAUUGAAGAAAUUAUGAUUGGUGAAGAUAAGUUGAUCCACUUUUCUGGGGUUGACAUGGGCCAGGCAUGUACAAUUGUAUUGAGAGGUGCAAGCCCUCAUAUGUUGGAUGAAGCUGAAAGAUCUCUGCAUGAUGCAUUGUGCGUUCUAUCACAGACGGUAAAUGACAGCAGGGUUUUGCUUGGAGGUGGUUGGCCCGAGAUGGUAAUGGCAAAGUCAGUUGAUGAACUUGCCAGGAAGACUCCAGGGAAAAGAUCUCAUGCCAUUGAAGCUUUCUCAAGGGCGCUUGUGGCCAUUCCAACUACAAUUGCUGAUAAUGCUGGUUUGGAUAGUGCUGAAUUAAUCGCUCAACUUCGUGCAGAGCACCAUAAAGAGGGAAGCAAUGCAGGGAUUGAUGUUAUCUCUGGAUCUGUUGGAGAUAUGGCAGAACUAGGUAUUUCCGAGGCAUUCAAAGUAAAGCAAGCUGUAUUGCUAUCAGCAACUGAAGCUGCUGAGAUGAUUCUAAGGGUUGAUGAAAUUAUCACUUGUGCCCCACGUAGGAGAGAAGACAGAAUGUGAAGGAAUGGCUCAUCAUAGGGAAGAAGACUUGCUAUGUUUUUGUGUGAUAUCUAUUGCUGAUUCAGGUGGAUGUAUGAUUAUGAAUUAUCUAUGGACCAGGGGUGUGAACAUGUUGUGAGAUCAAUACAUUUCAAAGUUGAGAGAAUGUCAUGACAUAUUGGCAUCUGAAUUUUGUUUUAGAAAAAACGAUUCUUCAUCAUGUAGUAACUGGUGGCCCGAUAACUGUUCAAACAAUAUUUUCUGUAUGUGGACUUUCUUAGUCGUGGAUUUUCCUCGGAGGCAAAUUUCUAGGAGUGAACAGUUUAUGGUAAUUCUUCAGAACGAAAAUUCUUUGUACUAGUGUACUCGUGUGUUCUGCUAGAUCAAACUGGGCCGUCUUUGUAUUUGACUGGAAGGUUACGAUUUGGUUUUUUAACUAAUAUGAUUAUUACAUGGUUUGUUGACUUGCA
Molecule: messenger RNA, 2275 nt
Organism: Sesamum indicum (sesame)
Lineage: Eukaryota; Viridiplantae; Streptophyta; Magnoliopsida; Lamiales; Pedaliaceae
Product: T-complex protein 1 subunit beta
Biological process (GO): protein folding
Cellular component (GO): cytosol; chaperonin-containing T-complex
Molecular function (GO): ATP hydrolysis activity; ATP binding; ATP-dependent protein folding chaperone
Source: RefSeq, a predicted model, not a curated record